This is a messenger RNA of Racocetra persica, 376 nucleotides long. Lineage: Eukaryota; Fungi; Glomeromycota; Glomeromycetes; Diversisporales; Gigasporaceae. The record is from the annotation of a GenBank genome assembly.
CACGACGAAACGUAAAGCUGGAGACGUCGCUGUUGCAGUUUUUCCUCAAGCAGAUAAUGUAAACACAGUUACCGGAGAACUUCAUUUCUCAGAAGUAGAAGAGAAGAAAGUCAACUGUAGCGGACAAUUUAAUAGUGGAUUUCCGAAUACACAUCCUGAUAAUUUUGAUUAUGUGAUUGUUGAUAGUGACGACAAGAUUUUUAAGGACUUGACUGAAGAAUUGAAAGGUGUAAUUACAAUUGUUGUUCCAGGCACGGCUCCAUUUUCACACGUUUUUACUGGUUUUUCUAUUGAUGACAUCAAUGGAAAAAAGUUUUUGGUCAGAAGGAGGUCGUACGUUGAAGCCGGUAAGGCAGAUAUUAAAAAAAUUCAAUAA